Molecule: messenger RNA, 2433 nt
Organism: Caenorhabditis sp. 36 PRJEB53466
Lineage: Eukaryota; Metazoa; Nematoda; Chromadorea; Rhabditida; Rhabditidae
Source: the annotation of a GenBank genome assembly
AUGACGGUGAGCUACAAUCAAUCGGUGGCCACUUCCCGUCCGUGGACCUUCCUCGCGCUAAUCUUCCGAUGGCGCGGCUCCGUUUGGAAGGCCGUCUGGAUACAGUACUCCGUGUGGCUGGUACUGUACUCACUCGCCUCGCUCCUCUAUCGAUUCGUAUUGUCCGAUUGGCAGAGGGAGGUUUUCGUGAAACUCGUGGAUUACACCAACGCACGACUUUCCUACGUGCCGCUCGAUUGGAUCCUCGGCUUUUUCAUUGCCGCAGUGCUCAGAAGGUUCUGGUAUUUGUACGAAAUUAUCGGAUUCAUUGACAAGUCAGUUUGAGAACUAUGCUUCUAGUACCAUAUUUUUGCAUUUGACACCUUUUUUGUACGACCUCCGGGAAGCUAGACGUCUUUUUAGAUACCUUGAACUAGUUUUAACUUCCCGGAGCUACAGUACUUCAGGGAGAGAUUGUACAAAAACGAUGUCAACUGUAAAAGUGUAGUACGGACUAGGGACUAUAUUUUUGUAGUUGAAAACUUUUUGAAAAAAUCAUCCCUAAGUCUACUAUAGUUCUCUUUGAAGUUGGAGGCUAAUUUCGACGCAGCUAUUUUACUGGCGGCUUCGAAGAGUUACAGGACUUCAGGGAGUGCUCGUAUAAAAAAGUGCUAAACUAUAAAAGUGUAGUACUAGAUGCCAAGAUUCCACAAAACAAUUUCUAGCGCCCCCGGACAUCUCCUAGCCCUACAAUAUUCGUUUCAGCAUCGCUUGCUCUGCAGCCACGUACAUCCGCGGCGAUUCGGACCGCGCGCGUCAGUACCGCCGCAACAUCAUCCGAUACUGCGAACUGACCCAGGUGCUCAUCUUCCGUGACCUCUCGAUGAAGGCCCGAAAACGGUUUCCGACGCUGGACACGGUCGCCGCGGCGGGCUUCAUGAUGCCGCACGAGAAGGCGAAUUUCGACCAGAUCCAGUACAACUACAACAAGUAUUUUCUGCCGUUCAACUGGAGUUGGGCACUUGUGUACAACGCGCGAAAAGAGGGUCUGAUCGAGAGCGACUACUAUGUGACGGUCAUUUCGGAGGACAUCCGCAAGUUCCGCACCGGUCUCGCGUGGGUUUGCAACUACGAUUGGGUGCCCCUGCCCAUCAUUUAUCCCACUAUUGUCUGUUUGGCUGUGCACAUGUGAGUUUUUUUUCAGACUUGCCAAAUCCCGGGCCAGCAAAUCGUCGGCCCGGCCCGGCCCGGUCGGCCCGGAAGUUAGACCUCAAAAAAAAUAUGCAAAAAAAACAUGAAGGAAGAGGAAAACGCGUGCGGCAAAAUUGCUAAAAUGGCGUGCCAGAGUUGCAAUCAAUCGCUCCGCCCACUCUUGAGAAAAUUUUCGUAAUUUUUGUGAAAAUUUUGCGACUUUAAACAGCAAUUUCUAUUUUGUGCAUCCUCCCGGGCCGGGCCGGAAAAUUUCCAAUUUUGGCCCGGCUCGUUGCAAGUCUGUUUUUUUUUUUUUGGGAAACCAAGCGGUUGCAAACCUUCAGGUACUUCUUCGUUUGCGUGAUGGCCCGUCAGUACGUGCAAGGAUCCGAGACGGAUCCGAAUAUGAUCGAUCUGAUGUUCCCGUUCAUGACGAGCAUCCAGUUCGUGCUCUACAUGGGAUGGCUCAAAGUCGGCGAAGGUCUUCUGAAUCCGUGGGGCGAAGACGACGACGACUUCGAGACGAACAUGCUCAUCGACCGGAAUCUCGCGGUAAUCGUUUUUGUUUUGACAAAACACAAACGAAACACGGUUCUCGUCAGAUGGGCCUGAAAAUCGUGGACGAGGGGUACGGAAAGACGCCGAGACUCGAGAAGGACGCGUUCUGGGACGACGCGUGGGUGCCGUUGUACUCGGAAGCGAGUGCUCACGAGAAGAGAUACCAGCAGAGACAGGGAUCCCUCGCGCACAUCAAGUGAGCGAAUGAACUUUGAAUUUUCACAGGUUUUACUCAAAAUUUCACGGCCAAAGCAAUGAAAUUCUGGAGAAAUGCCAAAGUUUUCAAUGUUUUGUCUCAAUUUGACGCUGUCAAAUCACACAGACUUGUCAGCAACCUACGAUCCGUCAAUUUUCAGACUGAAUCGCUCAGUGUCGCAAGUGAGAAUGGUGCCGCGAGACGGCCGCAGAGCCAGUGUUCUCAAGGAACGCAUUGUCGAUGUGAAGCCGUGAGUUUUAGGGAAAAAGUUGGAGGGAACGCGCAUUUUUCAAAUUUUUAGCGAAGAAACGAUCGAAUCGCGGAGCAACGGCGGAAUCGGAGACCUGUUCCGUCCCUCUUCUCUUCUGAAUAUGAUGAGGAACUCGUCGUCGGCGCGCAGUUUGGAACGCCACAAUCAACAGAGUCCGGGCAGUUUCCGAAUGGAUCAGCUGGCUGCGCCCGAGUCCGCCCCCACCUCGCCGAUCAAUUAUAAUAAUAAAACCGAAUAA